GAUUGAGAUAUUUCAUACUCAAUCUCAAUCAACAAUCAUCAAAUUGAAUAACAGGAAUAAUGCUUAUAGAUGUGGACUAUCGGUGUAAAUACUAAACAUGGAAAUUACAUUUCAAUAUCUUUUUCUUGUAACACUGUACUCGGAAGUUGCAUGGUCAUGGCAUAACCUUGAUAACGUAGAUUACCAUUGUUGGUCAUUAUCAGCCAGUGCUGAACAUCCAACACCACAUUCGCCAGUAUGCACAGGUCUUCUUUUAAGAUGGGUUGAGCCUCCUCCUGUUACAGUUAGAAUGUCACAAGGAUUCAACACAACAACGGAACUUAUUCUAACCCUACCGUUUUACCAGUGGCUCAUAGACGAGGGCUUUUUUGGACAAGCGAAUUUUUCAUCGGGAAUCACCAACUUAGAUGACGCAAAAUAUUGGUGUGAAACUACGACAUGUCCCGCUCCAUCGUCUGCUAUACAAGAAAAUUGCUGCAUACAUCAUAUGAAUUUACACAGUUGUCCUCUGACGGAUGUAACGAAUGGUUUGUGUGGACCUUGGAUUCCUGCACGAGGUCAGAUAAUAACACACUCGGAAGUUUUGGUUGGAACUGCUUUAGUUGGAAAUUGGACCAAUUAUGUUCCUGGGCUGUAUGUCCUCGGACAAAUGUCAAUAAUAUCACAUUUCAAAAUUGCUGGAUCUAGUAUUGCCUUAGUGUAUGAUCUAACAGUUGAACCAAAAACUGAUUGUGGAAAUGACCUAUGUGAGUCAGACGAUGGAGAAGACUGUACUGUUUGUCCUAAAGAUUGUGGAACCUGUCCUCUUCAAGACUGGCAUUACGGAAUAAUAGCUGCUUCUAUUCUACUAAUAUUUAUUGUAAUUGGAGCUAUAUAUGGUUAUUUCUCUUACCAAAAAAGAAAAUUACUAUAUGAUAGCAGUUGGAUAUACAAAUAUGAUGACAUUAAAACAAAUGAAAAUCGUAUUUGGAUGGGCAGCAUGAUUAGUCGGACAGACGACAAGUUCGAGACAGGAUUUAAUCUGACACAGGUCUUUGUUUCAACUGGAGACGUAGACGGAAAGACGGUGGCAAUUAAAAGGAUUGAAAAGAAAUCUUUUUCAUUGACAAAAUUUAUAAGAGAAGAAGUUAGAACUGUGAGACAAAUGGAUCAUCAGAAUAUCUGUAGAUUUGUUGGGGGCUGUAUAGAAGUACCAAAUGUUGCUAUCCUAAUGACAUAUUGUGCCAAAGGAAGUCUUAAUGAUGUGUUACUGAAUGAAGAAGUUCCUUUGUCUUGGUCAUUCAGAUUUUCUUUUGCUACCGAUAUUUCGAGAGGUAUGAAGUAUUUACACAGUCAUAAAAUAAUACAUGGGAGGUUGUGGUCCAGCAAUUGUGUGAUGGAUGACAGAUGGUCAGUUAAAGUAACAGAUUAUGGUUUGGAAAAAUUCCGAAAAUCUGAUGUCUGUGAAGAUGACAACAUUAAAAAGCAAAAGCAAGUAUAUUUGGAGCCAGAUCUUGUGAAAAGUCAAGCUAUUCCAACUGAAUACAGUGACGUAUACGCAUUUAGUGUUAUACUGAUAGAAAUAGCAACGAGGGGAGAUCCAUUUCAGGAAGAAGAUCCAUAUUCCGUGCCUAUUGACUGGCAACCGCCAUUACCGGUUUUUGAGAAAACGUCAGACGAUAACAAUUGUCCAUGUCCGGAUGAAUAUUGUAAGCUUAUUUCAAUAUGCAGAUCUCAUAAUCCAAUAGAAAGACCAUCAUUCGAGAGCAUCAAACGACGGCUGCAACGUAUGAAUCCUAAUAAACAAAACCCUGUUGAUUUGAUCAUAACAAUGAUGGAAAAAUAUUCAAAACAUUUGGAAUCUGUUGUUGCAGAACGAACUCAAGAUUUGAUGGCAGAAAAGCACAGAACAGAGACAUUAUUGUAUAGUAUGUUACCUAGAUCAGUAGCUGAUUCCUUAAAGACCGGACUAUCUGUGCAGGCAGAAUCGUUUGACCAAUGCACCAUAUACUUCAGCGAUAUUGUUGGUUUUACAGUACUAUGCUCCAAAAGUUCGGCAUUAGAAGUUGUAGGAUUACUGAACAGACUCUACACAGUAUUUGAUGAAAUUAUAGAAAAUUUCUGUGUCUAUAAAGUAGAAACAAUAGGCGAUGCAUACAUGGUUGCAUCAGGGUUACCCAAGCGUAUUCCAAACCACGCAUCAGAAAUAGCUAAGAUGUCCCUGAAAAUCGUGGAAGCAGCAAAACAUUUUAAAAUUCCUCAUCUGCCAAAUGCUCCUCUGAAAAUAAGAAUUGGUUUGCAUUCAGGGUAUGUCUGUGCUGGUGUUGUAGGUAGGACUAUGCCAAGGUAUUGUUUGUUUGGAGACACAGUUAAUACAGCGUCAAGGAUGGAAUCAAAUGGAGAACCUUAUAAAAUUCACAUAAGUGAUGAUACAUAUACAGAGCUGGCAAUUGCUGGAGGGUUUCAGGUCGAGGAAAGAGGAGUAAUAAGUGUAAAGGGAAAGGGCGAUAUGCGAACAUGGUGGCUUACUGGAUAUGACCCUUGCAAGAUGGAUCAAAAACAAUUUAUGAUAGAGAACAGUAAGGGGUAUGAGAUGUUUUGAGGAUGGGAUUAAAAUCAGACGUGUUAUACAUGAAGAAGGCUAAAGUAUACUACGAUUUGCAGAGAGAUUUUGUGCAGCAAUUUAAUUCUUAUAUAUGUCCACGAGAAACUAACAAUUGUUUUAUUAUUUUGUUAACCAUACCAGGAAAGAAAUAUUAUGUAGAGCAUAAAAAUGUUCGACAUCACUAAAAUAAAGGAAGUCAAAUCGACAUAUCAAAUCGAUAUAUAU
This is a messenger RNA of Mytilus californianus (California mussel), 2809 nucleotides long. RefSeq names its product atrial natriuretic peptide receptor 1-like. NCBI's taxonomy places the organism in Eukaryota, Metazoa, Mollusca, Bivalvia, Mytilida, Mytilidae. Gene Ontology annotation, biological process: receptor guanylyl cyclase signaling pathway; intracellular signal transduction; cGMP biosynthetic process. The record is from RefSeq and is a predicted model, not a curated record. Bases 98 to 2581 code for a protein of 827 amino acids. Gene Ontology annotation, molecular function: ATP binding; peptide receptor activity; guanylate cyclase activity. The transcript is spliced from 19 exons.